Messenger RNA from Cervus elaphus (red deer), 2688 nucleotides. RefSeq names its product butyrophilin like 2 (gene BTNL2). Gene Ontology annotation, cellular component: external side of plasma membrane. The coding region runs from base 369 to 1841 and encodes 490 amino acids. Gene Ontology annotation, biological process: T cell receptor signaling pathway; regulation of cytokine production. The record is from RefSeq and is a predicted model, not a curated record. NCBI's taxonomy places the organism in Eukaryota, Metazoa, Chordata, Mammalia, Artiodactyla, Cervidae. Gene Ontology annotation, molecular function: signaling receptor binding. The transcript has 9 exons.
UGGUCUGCAGGUCUGGAGAACUCAUAACUAAACCCGGUCAAAGUUCACUUGCCACCUGCGUUUCACUUUUCAAAGGAUUACAGCUAGGAGGUGAAGAUGUGAUUCUGACUGGAGUUUCAUCUUCAGGGAUUUGGCUUUUCCUUCAGUUUGGGGGAGGCAGCUUAACGCCUGCUUCACCCAAAGCCCAGGGGACCGGGGUUGCCUCCCCCCUUUGACUGUGCCCCCAUUCUUGCUCCAGGCAGCACUUCAGGCUCUGACCUGUCUCUGUGGAACCUGCUCUGUGGAUGAAGGGCGCACCCGAGACCAGGUGAGGAGAGACCCCAGUGGCACCCUGCCUUCACCCGGAAGGAGAGAGGGAGACACGGAGGAUGGUGGAGCUUCCUGGAUACAGCCUGUCUGGUGUGUUUGCCUCCUUCUUCUUUAUAUUUCUCAGCAUGAAGCAAUCAGAUGACUUUAGAGUGACGGGUUCUGCCCAUCCUAUCCUGGCCAUGGUGGGAGAAGAUGCCCAGCUCACCUGUCAGCUCCUUCCCAGGAGGACCGCAAUGGACAUGGAGGUGAGGUGGUACCGCUCGGAGCCCAGCACUCCUGUGUUUUUGUAUCCGGGUGGAGAUGAGAUAACGGAGAUACAGAUGGAGGAGUACAGAGGCCGGGUAGAGUGGAUAGAAGACGGCAUCACUGAGGGAAGCGUGGCUCUGAAGAUUCACAGCCUCCGGCCAUCUGAUCACGGGCAGUACUGGUGCCGUUUCAAAGACAACAACUACCUUGCAGAAACAAGCCUGCUGCUCCAAGUAGCCAGUCUGGGGUCUGACCCUUACAUCCACAUGGGCGGAUCUGUGGAAAGUGGACUCCAGCUUGUAUGCACUGCAAAGGGCUGGUUCCCGGAGCCUCAGGUUUCCUGGCAAGACAUCAAGGGAGAAAAAUUGCUGACUUUCUCUAAUCAUAACUUCCAAGAUGAAGAUGGCUUGUUCUAUGUAGAAAGCACUCUUGUGGUCAGGGAUGCCUCUACAGAGACUGUGUCCUGCUUCAUCCACAACCCCUCACUCGCCGAGGAGAAGGGCUCAGAUGUCUCCAUCCCAGAAAAACUCCAAACAGAGAUGGCUUCCUUAAAAGUGAUUGGACCUUCCCAGCCCAUCCUUGUUAGAGUGGGAGAAGACAUACAGUUAACCUGCUCCUUGGCUCCAAAUACUGAUGCACAGAAGAUGGAGGUGCGGUGGGUCCGAUCCCACCGUUAUCCUGCUGUUUACGUCUAUAUGGAUGGGGCCCGUGUGGCUGGAGAGCAGAUGGAAGAGUAUCGGGGGAGAACUGCAUUGCUGAGUGAUGCUAUGAGUGAGGGGAGGCUGACCCUGCAGAUAAAUGAUGCCAGGAUUUCAGAUGAUGGGAAGUACUGGUGCCUUUUUGAAAAAGAUGGAGUCUACCAGGAGGCGGAUUUGGAUCUGAAGAUUGUAGGUCUGGGUUCUUCACCUCAGAUCUCCAUGGAGGGACUGAAGGAUGGAGAAGUAACGCUAAAGUGCACUUCAGAAGGCUGGUUCCCACAGCCCCAUGUGCAAUGGAGGGACACGGAAGGAAACACAAUACCAUCCUUUUCCCAGGACCUGACUCAAGGCAGCCAGGGGCUAUUCCAAGUGGAGGCAAUUCUACUGGUCACAAACAGCUCUGUUGUGAAUGUGACCUGCUCCAUCAGCAGCCCCCUUCUAGGCGAGGAGAAAAACACAACUUUUUCUACUUCAGAGUCCGGGAUGAUUUAUUCAUGGAAGAGACUGCUGAUUUGGGGAUUGCUUCUUCUUCUUCUUCUUGGAGUUAUAGGCUUGAUCUGGAGGAAAAGCUGUGGAAAAGGAAGUUAACUGAGAGUGUGGAAUGAGGAAAUUUUUCAGAAAUACUAGACCAAGAGGAAAAUGUGUUACAUGUCAUGUAUAUGAAAAUGUCAAUUUUAGUUUUAGAGUGCAAAAGCACACAAUUUAAAAUGAGUACUUAUAAAAGAAACAGAAGCAAUAUGUACAACACAAGCAAUAAAAUUCAAUGGAAAUAAAAAAUACUUUAAAUCACAGUGAAUUAAAGAAGAGAAGCCACACAUAGGAGAAGAAGAAUGUGAAAAAGUAAAGAUUUGGAAAAAGCCUUAAAAUCUUCUGAAGUGAGAAUGAAGGACACCUGCAAACGACAGACUGCCGCUUUCUAAGAAGGCAGACAGCACGGUUUUCACUGUCCUUUGAAGACUAUUCAUCUGUGGCAUUCUGGAAUUUUCUCUUUUGGAUCAUGUUAUUUUUUCUUCUAUAUUUAAACUCAUUUAUGUUUGAAGUUAUGUACUGAAAUAUUAUAGUAUGUAAUAUUAUUCUUUUACAAAUAUUUUCACAUUUAUUUAGUUUUUAAAUUUUUCCAACUGUCAUAAAAUACACAUAAAAUUCAUCAUUUUAAUCAUUUUAGAGUGUCUAAUUCUUGUUGUUGUUUAAACUAAAAGAGAACCAAAAACCAUAAACAGUUUCAGGGCUUUAUUCAGACUCUGAUUUUACAGUCUCUUGAAGAGAGAAAUAGCAAUGGCAGAAUGCAAAACGGGAAAGAUGCUAUUACUAACAUAAGAAAGAUAUGUAAUUGCUGAAAUGAUGUCUCAAAUCUGAAUUCAAUUAAAAUUAGAAAGAAUGUAAUCAAAUUGUAUUUAAUUUUCCUAUCCAUUAAAGUGUUGUUUAAGGAAAAGAA